AUGUUUUUCCCGCUCGUCGCACUCGCCCUGACCGGGGUGACAGCUUACAACGCUUCCGACAACAAUGUUGAAGAUAAUACAAGUUCUAAACUGCCGGAGCUGUAUCAGAUCGAUGACUAUGACCGCUGUCUCUCCCGGCCCGGAGCUCUGUACUGUGUAGGCACGUUCCGUCUGACUGCGGACCGGCAGGCGCCGUCCUACCGCUACUACCGCAUGAUCGAGGAAUAUUCAUCGGAGCCCCGUCACUUCAACCGGACGCUGCUGCAUCGCGGGUACUGCCUCAGCAGCCGCUGUCCAGACCUCGCCAAUGCAACCCAUGGAGACUGGUUCAGCAGCUGCUGUGCACAGACGCAGGAGGUGUCUCCUGGGAUGAAGUUAAACCUUCAGUCUUACCAUUGCAGGCCAAAAGAUCACAACCAACCUAUUGAAGAAAAAGAUGAAAUUUUCUUAUGGAUUGUUGCAGUAUUGGUGUGGAUCCACACGCUUUUCAUCGCGGGUCACAUCAUGGCGGUGUACCAUCAGCUCAUGCUAAACAAUCCACAACACGUUGAAAAACUAUACUACCUGACUUCAUCUUACUUCUGGAGGAAUGGAUCAUCGACGCUACACGCGUUAGUGGUCAUUUCGAGCUUCCUCCAUACCAACAGUCAGAUCAACUCCAAGAGAAAUACUCACCUCUCCCAAUUACCGCUGGCUGCAUUGAAAAGAAUAGCUAGGUUUUUGCCAGUUCAUCUUGUGGUAGUGGGGUUCGCGGCGACGUGGUGGCGCUACACCGGCGACGGGCCGCUGUGGCCGAACCUGGUGCUCCAGGAGAGCGACGUCUGCCGCCGCAAGUUCCUCUGGCAUGCGCUCUUCCUGCACAACCUCGUCGACAAUGACGACCACUGCUUGGUGCAGACCUGGUCUUUCGCUGCGGACCUCCAACUGUUUGUCGCGGCCUACCUGCUGAUGUCAUCACUGACAGUAACUGGACGGAAGCCCAUCCCGUUACUGUCAGUGUUGUUCAUCGUAUUAUCUGUUCUCAACGGGUUGCUGGCUUACUGGAACGAGUGGGAAUCCAUGGUCUUCAUUGCACUUCCUGAAAAUCUCCGACAAUCAUUCAGAGACUCACGGUCCUUCGGUGGCUUCUACAUGUCACCUGUGCACAGUGCGCCGGCUUAUUUGUUAGGUAUUAUCCUAGCACAUGCUCACAACCAUAUUCAGGAGCAGGGCAUUAAAUUGCAUAAUUCCAAGCUGUACGUAUUGUGCUACCACUUGGCCAUCCCGCUCAUGAUAUCCUGGGUCAUGUGCGGGGAGUGGUUCUUUGAGCGGCGGUCUCCGCUCAUCAUUGCGGUCUACGCCGCCAUCGAGAAGCCGGUCUUCCUCCUCCUCCUUAGUGUCUACUUCAUAGGCAUCAUCAACAACCUGGACAACGUAGUGAGGCGGCUGUCGGUAUGGCGCUGCUGGAGGCCGCUGGGUCGCAUGUCACUGUCGAUGUUGACGGUGCACUGGUGCGUCAUCAAAACUCUCCUCGCGUCCAGGCGAGGACUUAUAGAUUUGAAUCCGUACAAUGUUACAAUUGACACCCUGGCGACAGUAUUUCUCUCCUACUGCCUCGCUGUGCCCCUCACGCUCCUCGUGGAGAUGCCACUCAUGAAGACCUUCACCUCCGUGCUGAUGGACUGAGUCUGUCUCGGCCGAUAGAGACGUUCGCUACGUGUUUCUUCUCCUACUGCCUCGCUGUGCCCCUCACGCUCCUCGUGGAGAUGCCGCUCAGGAAGACCUUCACCUCCGUGCUGAUGGACUGAGUCUGUCUCGGCCGAUAGAGACGUGCGCGACGUGUUUCUUCUUCUACUGCCUCGCUGUGCCCCUCACGCUCCU
This is a messenger RNA of Aricia agestis (brown argus), 1860 nucleotides long. RefSeq lists its product as uncharacterized. The transcript is spliced from 11 exons. Lineage: Eukaryota; Metazoa; Arthropoda; Insecta; Lepidoptera; Lycaenidae. The coding region runs from base 1 to 1665 and encodes 554 amino acids. The record is from RefSeq and is a predicted model, not a curated record.